Messenger RNA from Danaus chrysippus (African queen), 585 nucleotides. NCBI's taxonomy places the organism in Eukaryota, Metazoa, Arthropoda, Insecta, Lepidoptera, Nymphalidae. The record is from the annotation of a GenBank genome assembly.
AUGGCUUCAAGAGGAGGUGUUAUGGUGACUGGGACGAAUGGAGCUGACUAUGAACACAGAGAAAAAAUAGCGGCUCAGUAUCAAAUAAGUGCAUUAAACAAAUCCCGUCUCAAAUAUUGCAUCUUCUUCCAUCACAUACUGUUCCUGGCGAUGCUCGCUAAACUCUCAGCAGACAUCCUGGACAAGCUGGACAUCUUCAUACUUGAAAUAGAGGAGCUUCAAAUACCACAGCCUCUCUGGUGGGAGUACAUAUGGUGUCUAUCCCUCUUGCUGUCGUUUGUUGGUUUGUCGGCUAUCAAACGUAACAAUGUGAAACAACUACGUCGCUACAUGUACGGUAUCACGGCCCUGGGACUCGGGCCCUUGUUGUACUGUGUAGUGUAUUACUGUGGGGAUGUGUAUGAAUAUCUGACGGUUGACGAGGAUGAAGUUGAGGAUAUGGAUAUACAGUUGUGGCAGGGCUACCCAUAUGGUCUUCUGUGGUAUGUGUUUGUGUUCCUGUCGUGUCAGGUCCACAUGUUCCAGUUAUACUUCAGCGUCAUACUCCUACGAGCCUGGCGUUCACGUACAAAGAAACAUGAAUGA